AUGGAACCCGAACAUUCUGAUAAGAACUUGCUUUUGUUUCUGCCGGACGAUGUUUUCGCCGUCGUUUCUCGGUUCCUGUCGCCGAGAGACGUGUGCAAUCUGUGUCUGUGCUGCAAGAGUUUGAACGCUCUUGUGGCCUCUGAGAAACUCUGGCUCACACAAUGUGACGAUUUGGGUAUAGUGCCCCACAAGGACCUUGUGGAAUGGAGAAAGGGCGUGGCUUCUUACAAGGCCCUUUGUCGUUUUCUGGUGGGUGUGAAACCGUUGAUUGGAAUAUGGGUUCACCAGAAUCCUGAGCUUGGGAACGUGGUGUAUGUGAUGCCUGGUUUUGUUUCUGUUGUUGGGUGCAGGAUAAUUCCCCAGGAGCUUGGUCCUUUGGGGAUGGAAGAGGGUCCCAUACUGUGGGCUUCUGUCUUUGAGAUUGUUAGCGAUUUUGAUGGUUCCAUGAUGUUUUUUCUUCAUGGGAGGGAGGAGGAGAUGAAUUAUGUUUAUCCAGGCUCGGUCAAGCUUACAGACAAGUCCUGUAAUGUACUGUUGCUUGAGGUUGAACCUGGGGAGUGUAGCAACGUUAGUGCUUUGUUGCAGAGUAAGAGCUUUGUGCAUCACUCGUGCGUGGAGUCGUCAUCGUCCAGGAAGAUUUGUAGGUCCAAUAGCGAUGUUUCUAGUUCACAAAGGAUGGUUGAAAAUGGUGAAGGGAUGGUUAGUUUUGGGAAGUUAGCUUUUAGUGAUAGGAGGAAGUUGCUUGAGGUUACUACUAGCCAUGUUCGACAAAAGGUUCCGGAUAAGAUGAUUGGGCCGUUGUUUCCUAGGUUGAGGGAUGAUGAGGAGAAUUUUCAGAAGGAUUUGGUGCUUUUGUGGGAAAGAAGAUCACGCCUUAGUCAAAUGUAUAAGGUUGGUAGUGGUCACAUUGAUGAGUAUAAGUCGAGUUCUCAAGAGGCAGUUGAUCCAACCCAGUUCGAAUUGGGUGAUGUUAGGGCAAGAUUUGACCGUUCAAGGUCUAUCUCUAAUCCUCUGCCUGAGGAGGAUACUAACACUCAAUGCAUCAAGAGGAAAGGUCUUCGAGGAUAUUUCUGGAAUGGCAUUAAACAAAUGCUUGGAAGAUCAAAUUCAAUGAAUGGCAGUCAUUCAGUUUCCAAGAAGCUUAUGUCAAGGGGUGAGAUUAGGUAUGAGCGGCUUCAAGAAUUCCUUAGAUCGAGUGACACAGUAAGACUAACGUUAAAAGCUUCCACUGUGAAGCUAUCUUCUUACCGAGCAUGGCCAAAUAUGCGUGACAGUCGGUUUGCACUUUACAAGUUGCCAUUGCGAGUUCCCAGAGAUGAUCAAGAAUAUGCUGGCUUAUGGGGAGGAACUUUUGGUUGGCCUCCUGGAAAGCCUUCCGAGGACAAGCCUGGAAAGGCUUUGUUCUUUCUUCUGCUCUCUUAUGAGGAGUUCCAGGGACAACAGCUUCUCAUAGCAACUAAAAUUUUAGAAGGCACCCACUAUGUUUUGCAUCCUAAUGGUUCAGCAAUGUUUACAGCAAAUAUCAAUGAACCUUCGUCUGAACCCUUUCCCUGGGACACUGAUGCAGACUUGGUUCCUGUUAAUGUCACCCAUGCUUUUGUGGGAGAGGGUAUUGCAAGUGGUUAUGGGUUCAGAUACCCUGGAUCAAAGCCUGGUUCCCUCUUUGUUUUACAAAAUGGCAUCCUUGCUUUCAUGUGGAAGGAAUCAAGAGUUGUUUUGACCUUGCAAAGACUUAACUUGCAAGAACUUUUGAAGAAGGGUGAAAGGGUACCUUCUCUACCGCCGGUUACCAAUUUUUCAUAUCUGACAAAGUCCUACUCCAAUGUGUUUGUUGGCCUCCCCAGUCCUUCCAAUUUUUUGUCCUCAUCAAGGUUUGCUUAA
Messenger RNA from Sphenostylis stenocarpa, 1881 nucleotides. NCBI's taxonomy places the organism in Eukaryota, Viridiplantae, Streptophyta, Magnoliopsida, Fabales, Fabaceae. The record is from the annotation of a GenBank genome assembly.